AUGAUGCGACGUGGCGGAUCGGUCGGGCCACCGGAUCCAUAUCAAAAGUGAGUCAUUGUGUUUACUUCAGGCCUGGUCGGAAUGGACCUUGUCGGAAGGUUCGGAAUGAGCACACUCGUUCCGAGUGGUCAGAUCGUAAUUCCGAAUUCCGAACUUCCAUUCCGACAUUUUUACCUCGGAAUUUCGGAAUUUUUCGGAAUGUUUCGGAAUGAUAUAAAACUUUAAAAAUUUGUCUUCAAAAGUUACAUUUUUCGAGAAUCACAAGAGAAAAAGAGAUUUUUUGAAAAUGACAGGUAAAAUUCAUCAAUUUUUCCAUUUUUUGUUGAAUUUUUUACUAAUUUCAGCUCAAACAUUCCGAAAAAUGCCGAAAUUCGGUAGAAAAAUUCCGAAUUUCGGAAGAGAAACACAUUCCGAAAUUGCAAAAAGUUUCGGAAGUAACAUCGGAAUGAUUCCGAUUCCGAGAAAAUAGAUUCCGAUUCCGAGACACGUUUGUCUCAUUCCGAAAAACCUGUCGGUUUCGGAAUUUCGGAAUUCCGAUAUUCCGAUUCCGAUCAGGCCUGGUUUACUUGACUGAGUAUCAAACGUGUACGCAGUCAAAUUUUAUUUCAAACACCCCCGGGGGGGUGCACAAAAAUAUUUAUUUGUGUACCUCUCUCUCAUCACUACAUAUAUGUAUUUUGAUAAGAUAACGCGAAAUUUGACUGCGUACCUUUUUGACUGAGUAUCUAAUGUGAAUUUUAAUUUUUACAGUCGGCCAUCACCAGGAGGAUUUUAUUAUUCGCGUGGAAGUGCCGGACAGCCCAGUCCGUCUCAUAGUCAAAAUUCACAACGAACCGCGCCGAUGAGUCAACCGAUAGGUGAGUGUAUGCGGCAAGCCUGCCGCGGAGUGCCGGAAGCUUCCGCGCUUUCCGCGCCGCUUCCCCCCCAACUUUUCGACCCCUUACUCUUUAUGGGUAUACGAAAAAUAUCAAAAUUGAAACGCCCAAAAUUGUUAAGGCUUCUCUCCUCUUAUCACUGGAAAAUUUUGCGUCGUAAAAAAUCGAAGCGAAAAAUUUUGUGUGUGUGUAUUGGCCCCGGCCUCCCAAAAAAUUAUCAAUUUCACUAUUGCUUGCCUGCAAAACCUUUCUUUUUCGCAGUUUAGUCCGUGAUUUGUAACUUUUUUUGUUAGCUUGAAUCCAUAGCGUCCUUAAGGUAACACUUUAUUUUUUAAGUGUUUUUAAAAAACUCGCGUCUCAGAGUUCAAAAGCCCCGUAUUAACUAUAUUUAACCCAAGGACCUUAGAAACCUAAGAAACAUCUUGAUCUUUGGUGCUUUUUGCCUUAUCUAUUUCAUAUUGCUGCUUAAGAACCUUAAGUUUCUCGUAGGGGACAAUAAGGGCAUCCUCCAACGAACAUAACUUAACCUGAAAGGGUCAUUUAACCACCCUAAGCUCCCUAAGAGCACUUAUGAGUGCAUACGGACCAUCUCAACCCAUCUUUCAUUCCAGUUCGACGUCAACAAGUCGGUCAGGAUUAUCAUCAUCAUCCACGUCAGUCUUCCGAACAAAUGACGCCAAGAUCGGAUAAUGGUCGUGUCGAAGAUGUCACUCCAUCAUACUACGUCGAACAUUUGGCGACUUUUGCAGUCGGCAGACAAUUUGGCCUAACUUUUCCAGCCGAUGGAAUUCGGAAGUUGAAACAAAUGGAGAAGAAUUCGGCAAUUUGGGCACAGCCGUUGAUUUUACGGUUGAGACAGAAUACGGUGACUGUUGAGGAUGAUAAUGGGGUGAGUUUUAUUGUUAGAGGAUUUUUUUGGGUUUAGGGUUUUCUUAAGGUCAUUAACGUUAAUUUAAGAUGAAGGAGUUCAAAUAAAAGCAUCAUGCCUUAAGAAUAUUAAAAAACGUUCAGAGUGCACCAUUAUUUGAUCUACAUUAUGGUCCUUAGAGUUUCUUUAAGAUCUCUAACCUUAAGUUAAGAUAAAUCCAGAAAUAUGGGUUUCGAAUUGAAGCUCUGAACCUUGAGAAUCUGAUACCGAGAAUUAUAGUCUACCUUAAUAUUGCCUUAGGGUCUUUAACCCUAAUUUAAGACAAUAUGAACUUCACAUUGAAGCUCAAGAUGACAAGAUCAGCAAAUAACCUUCAAAUCCAAAAAAUUUGCAGGAACUCGUCGAGCAAUUCCCCCUCGAGCUCAUCGAGCAACCCACCGCUCAUGUUAGCAACGAUCCACGCGACACCUACAACAACAUUCUGCUAUUCGUGGUGCGCGAAGAUCGCAAGCGACUCAGCACACCCACCGAAAUGCACAUUUUCCAAGUGAGUUUUGAACUUCCGGAGGCCUCUAUGUAUAGCUCUUCUUUUCAGUGCAUUCGUGUUGCGGCAACCGAAGUCGCGGAUGAUUUGCAAGCGUAUACACGCGGACAACAUCGACGCGUACGACCCGGAAGACGUACCAAUGCUCUGCCACAUCAACAACAACAACAACAACAGCCCGUGUAUCAUCAACAGCAACGUGAGUUUGGAUCGUUUUUUGACCAAAGAUUAGUUUAUCGAUUCGAAAUUUUGCUCUUAUCAACACAGCACAGCAUUUUGAGCAAACACUUUUGCUCGAGCCCAAAUUCUUCUUCUUCUCCUUGUUUUGUGUGUAUACACACCCAAAUACAAACAAAAAUAUAUGUAUGUAUACGAAAAUAAGUUGCAAAGGGACAAAAAAACAAAACAAAUCGAUAAUUCAUGACUCAUGUUAACCGAAGAUUAGAAAAGUUUCAAAAAUUCCAUAGAUAAGGCAUAUUAUGGUUAUCAAGAAGAAACUUUCUUCGUCUCAUAAAAUCGCAAUAUUCAUUUCAGAAAUGCCGUAUUAUGCGGGUGGCGGUGACGAUGCGAGCAUCUCCAGCGAAACUUCGGAAAUGUUCGAACGCGAUGUGAACACGUUGAAUCGAUGUUUUGAUGAUAUUGAGAAGUUUGUGGCGAGGAUUCAAUCGGCCGCUUUGGCGCAAAGGGAAAUUGAACAACAGGUGAGAGACAUCAGACAACUAGAGUGUUAGAGAGGCAGAGGAGCCAGGCGAUUAGAUAUCACUAUAUAGUUAAAGACACAGACAGCUAUUUUGACAGCUGGAAAACUAGAGAUGCAGAGAAGCUAGACUAUUAGAUGUCACUGUAGAGUUACUCAGAAAUUUUUUUGUAGCGGGACAGAAUUUUUUUUGGCACAUUGUUCGAAUACUGUCUAAAUUUUGUGCAGGUGAUGACGUCAUGGCCUGCAUACAAUAUAGACAGUACUCAAACAAUGUGCCUGAAAAAUUCUGUCCCGGUACAAAAAAAUCCUGAGUAGAGACGCAAAGAAAUCAGACAAAUAGAAUAUUAGUGACGUAGAGAACAUAGACAAAUAGAAUGUUAGAGACGCAGAGGACCCAGCGAUUAGAUAUCACAAUAUAGUUAGAGACACAGAUGUAGAGAAGCUAGACAAUUAGAUAAACUAUAAAGUCAGAGACGUAGAGAAACUAGACAGCUAGAGGGUUAUAGACGCAGAGAAAAGAGACAGCUAGAAAAUCACUCCCAAAUCUCCCAUAUUUUGCAGAACUACCGCUACCGCACCGCAAAUCGUCGCGACAAGAAAAAUCAACAACAACCCGAUCCGAACGGAAUUCUCUUCAUGCGAGCCCAACUUCCCAUCGAAUCUGAAUUCGUCGACAUUCUCAAAAAGUUCAAGCUCAGUUUCAACCUUCUCGCCAAACUCAAAAACCAUAUCCACGAGCCGAACGCUCCCGAACUCCUUCAUUUCCUCUUCACUCCACUGUCGGUGAUCCUUGAGGCGUGUCAUUGGGGCCUAGGCCGCAACAUCGGGCCAACUGUCGUCUCACCUUUGCUGUCUUUGGAGGCCCGAGAGCUGAUGCAAAACUGUCUAACCAGUCGCGAAUCGGAUGUUUGGAUGAGUUUGGGUGAACCGUGGCGAACACCACCAGAGGAUUGGACCGGCCCACUUCCCGCCCCAUUUAGGCCUGUAUUCAGUGAUGGAUUUGCGCCGUAUGGUGUUGUUGAGAGGGCUGCACCUGGGCCGAUUGGCGGGCCUUUGCAUCGCGGACAAUCCGCACCGCCUGAGCAUUAUCGAGGCGGUGCACGUGAAAGAUCCGGAGUAGAUACGGUAAGUAUUGGUGGUUCCCUUGGCAUGUCUCUCCGUCUCUACCCUUCCCUCUGUCUGUCUGCGUCUCUCUAUCCUAUCCUGUCUCAUCUUUUCCCUCCAGGCACCCUCGACACCAACGCAUGGCCGAACUCCACGUCAAACUCGUCCCCCGCAACGAAACCUGAGUGUUGAUAAUGUUCGGACUUUCUAGAUUUAAUUUUGAAAAAAAAUUUUUUUUUUGCAGCUCGAAUUCGAUCGAUUAACUCUGGAACGUGAGCGUCUGGAAUUCGAGAAAGCGAAAAUUUUGGAGCGUGAAAAUCGUGUGCGAGCUGAAGAGAAGCAGAUUGAGUGAGUUUUGAACGGGGAAACUUUUUGACGGCGGGUUUUUAAUUACAAAUUUCUUAUACAGGGAUGAGAAGCGCCGCCUGAACGCCGAAAAAGAGUUGAUCAAAAAGGAGACGCAUAUUGUGGAGGAUAUUCCGCCGAUUUCGAAACGAUAUGAUCCGUAAGUCAAAAUUCAAAGUCGGGGACUAGCAUUUGAACCCUAGCUUUCUAGUCCCCGAGUUUCAUAGAACUUAUUGGCUAUGAAAAAAGUCGAGGACUAGACUUCCAAUAAAAGUCCCUCAAUUUCCAGCCCAAUCUCCUCCUCGCCAGCCCCAAUUCCACGUUCCUACCAACACGUCAAAGUCAACGUCGACUCCGACACAUCGCCACGUCAGCAAGCGUUCAUCGAUGACGUCAUCGGACGUGGCGGCAAAUUGGCCAUAGUGACGUAUGAUCGAAGCGGACAAAAUGCCAAAGAAUUGACGGUGCACAAAGGCGAAUAUUUGGAAGUGUUGUAUGAUGUGAAGAAUUGGUGGGAAUGUAAAAAUAUGCAUCAACGAGUCGGAUAUGUGCCACACACUAUUUUGUCGAUGGUCCCGUUGGAACAACAACAGUAUGCUGUGAGUUUUUUGGGAUUUUUGAGUUCCUGAGGUCUAGAGCUUUCGAUAGACACCCAUAUUGCCUAGUUUCACUAAAAUGUUUGGGGCUCUAGGGACCCGCAACACCUUAAGGUCCCUAAGACGAACCUUAGGCAAUAUGGGUGUCCAUCGAAAGCUCAAGAAUCCGAAAAUCUAAUUUAUGUUAACUCUUUCAGUCACCCAACCUCUCCACCAACAACUACCCACCAGCACCUCUCAACGGCCAUCACCACCAAAAUCAUCAACAAGCCGCAGGUAUGCUGUUACCCGAAGACGCACCCGCUUACGUCAAAGAACGACAAGGAAAACGCGGAGAGUUCCGCUAUUUCUAGACCCCCCUUUUUUCAAUUUUCACCCCCCAAAAAGUGCCAUUUAGCUCAAUUCUUUUCUGUGUUUCGUGUGCUCAAACUCUCUCUUAUUUUUUCAGUUUGUCCUCCCCCUUUUUGAUGUAAUUUAUAUACUCUAUCUAUAUUUGCAUGACUCAUAUCAAUCCCCCCAAAAAAUCCAAUCUUUUCAGUUGUGAUAUUUAACUUAAUUAAAAUUUAAUUUAUGAUAUUUUAUAUUUUUUUGUGAUACCACCUAUUUUAGAUGAGAAAUAUUAAUUGUUUUUUAAUGAAAAAUUUUGCAAAUUUUCCACACUUUGUCACCUUUGUUUCCUUUGUGCGCAAAUUUCGCGCCCACACCCAAAACAUUACAGUUCGCCGUACACCAACCUACGUUUCCGACGCUGGUGUUCAAGUCUCCACCAUCGCGCCAGUGAUCCAAGCGCCACCAGCUCCAUCAAUGGAGGACAUGUUGCGAGCACAAAAGUUGCGUCAACGCGAAAUCAUCGCUACUCCGCAAGUCGCACCGGCUCCGCGUCCCGCUUUGGAAGUGUCGCGACGUCGCGAAAACCCGGCACUUGUCGGCGAGUUGAGCGAGACAUUGAGUCGCAAUCAGGGUGAGAUUUUGAUGUCGCGAAGAUCGCCGGCGACAACCGCGCGAGUCGCCAUCAAUGAAAAGUCUUCGCCAGAAGACGUGACAAGAUGGUUGCAGGAAAAAGGAUUCUCGCCAAGGUACAGACAGUACUCCUACAGUAACCCUGUACCUUUAAACUCAUUUUUUCAGAGUUAUUGAUCUACUAGAUGGUCAAGAUGGCGCAAAUCUGUUCUCACUUCAAAAAUUGCACCUUCAACAAGCUUGUGGACGCGACGAGGGAAGCUAUCUGUACAGCCAACUUUUGGUGCAGAAAAAGAGGAGCGGAGUGAGUUUUUGACGUCCCUACCCCAGCAUCUCAUAUAAUUUCAGUACCGUACUCACACUGGCGAUGAGCUCAAAGCCAUUCUUCAUCAACGCAAAAACCACGUGGAACUCUCCAACGAGACUCCGGCCGACGAGCCGACUUUUAGUGUGAAUCAUUAG
Molecule: messenger RNA, 6454 nt
Organism: Caenorhabditis angaria
Lineage: Eukaryota; Metazoa; Nematoda; Chromadorea; Rhabditida; Rhabditidae
Source: the annotation of a GenBank genome assembly